AUGGCCAUAUGGAGCCGUCGUCAGAUGUCGUCCAGCUCAAACCUCAGCUUCCCAGGUCCGCCUGGCCUGGGAUUCGGUGGCUCGUCCGGAUCCUCCUCUCCAACCUACUUCCAACGGCAGACUAGUUUGCCCGCAAAUACCAUUAUCCGCUUCGUGCCCCAGCAGACAGCCUGGAUUGUCGAGCGCAUGGGUAAAUUCAACAGAAUAUUACAGCCCGGAUUGGCUAUCCUGAUGCCCAUUAUCGACCGCAUUGCCUAUGUUCAGUCACUGAAAGAAUCGGCGAUCGAAAUCCCGAGUCAGAGUGCGAUUACGGCGGAUAACGUAACGUUGGAGCUUGAUGGUGUUCUAUACACAAGGGUCUUUGAUGCGUAUAAAGCAAGCUACGGGGUCGAAGAUGCGGAAUAUGCUAUUGGACAAUUGGCGCAGACGACGAUGCGAUCGGAAAUAGGCCAGUUGACGUUGGACCAUGUCCUCAAGGAACGGGCGAAUCUCAACUCGAAUAUUACACAAGCCAUCAACGAGGCUGCACAGGAGUGGGGUGUGGUAUGUCUAAGAUACGAAAUCCGAGAUAUUCAUGCACCAGAAGGAGUUGUGGCAGCCAUGCACAGACAAGUCACCGCAGAGCGAUCGAAGAGAGCGGAAAUUUUGGAGUCUGAAGGUCAACGGCAGAGUGCGAUCAACAUCGCCGAAGGUCGGAAACAGUCGGUCAUCCUGGCCUCCGAGGCUCUAAAAGCGGAGCAGAUCAACACAGCUUCUGGUGAAGCCGAAGCCAUCAUGCUGAAGGCAGAUGCUACAGCGCGUGGAAUCGAUGCCGUUGCGGCUUCCAUCCAGAAGGGUUCUACUGAUGCUCAGAGUGCCAUCAGCUUGAGCGUGGCAGAGAAGUAUGUCGAAGCAUUUGGCAGACUGGCCAAGGAGGGUACUGCUGUGGUGGUGCCAGGGAAUGUGGGAGACAUGGGUGGAAUGAUCGCCAGUGCCAUGGCAGUCUACGGGAAAGUGAGCGAAGGGCAGAGGAAGGUGUUGCAGCCGAGGGCAAUCGAGGCCGCGCCCUCCAGCGAAUAUGCUGAGACUUCUUCUGCUGAUGCCAAAGAUGCAGUCCUCGAAUCGUUUGAGAAGACCGCUCGGGCGCGGAAGUAA
Messenger RNA from Exophiala aquamarina CBS 119918, 1134 nucleotides. RefSeq names its product cell division cycle 20-like protein 1, cofactor-APC complex. Bases 1 to 1134 code for a protein of 377 amino acids. The transcript is spliced from 3 exons. Lineage: Eukaryota; Fungi; Ascomycota; Eurotiomycetes; Chaetothyriales; Herpotrichiellaceae. The record is from RefSeq and is a predicted model, not a curated record. Gene Ontology annotation, cellular component: membrane.